Molecule: messenger RNA, 1221 nt
Organism: Penicillium digitatum Pd1
Lineage: Eukaryota; Fungi; Ascomycota; Eurotiomycetes; Eurotiales; Aspergillaceae
Product: putative YT521-B-like splicing factor
Biological process (GO): regulation of alternative mRNA splicing, via spliceosome; mRNA splicing, via spliceosome
Cellular component (GO): nucleoplasm
Molecular function (GO): mRNA binding; N6-methyladenosine-containing RNA reader activity
Source: RefSeq, a predicted model, not a curated record
AUGGGGGAUCUGGAAUAUGACGUCUCAAAGACCAUUGUGGAUGGAUCGAAUCCCAUGAAAAUGAAAUUGGUGCAGCCCCAAACCCAACCGCUCCUCUCCGUUAAUAGUUCCCCCUUACAACCAGCCCCAACCGCGCCGAGUACCCCCCGAGGACCGCCCCGAAAACCAAAGCAAUCCGGCCACGCGCUCUGGGUUGGAAAUCUUCCCCCAGGAACCAAUGUCGUGGAUCUCAAGGAUCAUUUCUCACAAGAUGCAACAAAGGACAUCGAAAGUGUGUUCCUGAUCUCCAAGAGUAGCUGUGCCUUUGUGAACUACAACUCGGCGGCCGCCUGUGUCGCGGCGUUGGCGAGAUUCCAUGACUCCCGGUUUCAGGGCGUGCGUGUUGUCUGUCGACUGCGAAAGGGGUUCACUGCUCCGGGGUCCAGAUCUGUAGGUGUGACAGUUCCCGUCGGGAAUCAAGCUUCCCGGUCACAAUUAGGGGAUAUUGCCACUACCACGGCUACGGUUGCCUCGACUGCUACCUCGACUGCUACUGACCCGCCCGAUGAUUCAAUCCUACCGGAGCUCAGCUCUGCCGCGCCUGCUACAGGGAACUCUCCGCCCCCGGCUCGGCUAGUAGAUCGGUAUUUCAUUGUUAAAAGCUUGACAGUGGAAGAUCUCGAGUUGAGCAAGCAAAGUGGCAUUUGGGCUACGCAGUCGCACAACGAGGCAGCGAUGAAUCAAGCUUUCGAGACCACCGAUUCCGUCUAUUUAAUUUUCUCCGCCAAUAAAUCUGGCGAGUAUUUUGGAUACGCCCGCAUGAUGUCGCCGAUCAGCGACGACGAAGAGCUCGCCUUGGAAAUGCCAUCCCGGCCCGAUCCCUCGUCCGGUGGGCCCGACGAGCUCGAUGUGACCCUGACAGCGGCCACCUCGACAGCACCCCAAGGCCGGAUCAUCGAUGAUUUCGUGCGGGGAACUAUCUUCUGGGAAGUUGAGUCAUCGGAAGAUGAGACCGACAACGCCAGCGAGAAAAGUGUUGAGCCCGAUGAUCUAGAAGAGAGUCAACCCUUUGGUAAACCGUUCCGCAUUCAAUGGAUUUCGACGGAACGAGUGCCCUUUCAGCGCACUCGUGGCCUCCGUAACCCCUGGAAUGCGAAUCGGGAAGUCAAAAUCGCUCGUGACGGUACUGAAAUCGAACCGAUGAUCGGCCGCAAGUUGCUUCAGUUAUUUCACCUGCCUUGA